GAAAGAAAGACAAUGGCAUUGAGCAGAUCACAGGUUUGGAGUCCUUGCAGUUAUUCCUCAUCUCUGGAUGCAAAGACUCUAUGGAUGAGACAUCUCAAUUUCAGCAGCAAGGCAGGUUUAAAAUUCAAGUCACUGAGUGUGAAGAUUUCAAAUGAUGGACGAAAUUCCUUCACCCCAAAUUACACAAAGUUAUUCCCUACUGGCUCAGAAUUUAAGAAGAAGGGAAUCAAUGUUGUCACCCAGAAUACAUCACUGAGCAAAAAGCUUGAAUUGCUUGAUGCUUAUGAGGAUGAAUAUGAUGGAGCCAUCGUAGAUGCAGAGUGCUUGCCAACCAGUGCCAAUGCAUUUGCAGCAAUUCUUCAAUCUUCAGUCUCAUACUGGAAGGAGAAGGGAAAGAAAGGGAUUUGGCUAAAGAUACUAGAAAGUCAAGCUGAUCUUGUUCCGAUUGCAAUAAAGUCAGGUUUUAGCUACCACCAUGCAGAACCAGGAUAUGUAAUGCUAACAUGUUGGCUUCCUGAUGAACCAUGCAUGCUACCUUUUACCGCUACACAUCAAGUUGGCAUUGGAGCAUUUAUCAUCAAUGAAAACAAGGAGGUUCUUGUUGUUAAGGAAAAGAAAUGUCCUUUGAGAUGCUUAGGAGUGUGGAAAUUGCCCACAGGUCUCAUCAACAAGUCUGAAGAAAUAUUCUCUGGGGCCAUAAGAGAAGUAAAAGAAGAAACAGGGAUUGACACUUCAUUUCUGGAAGUGGUUGCUUUCAGGCAUGCGCACAAUGUUACUUUCGAGAAAUCAGACUUGUUCUUCGUAUGCAUGCUCAAGCCAUUGUCAUUUGAGAUCGCCAUCGAUGAGCAAGAGAUUGAUGCUGCUAAGUGGAUGCCUCUUGACCAACUGAUAGAUCAACCAUUCCACAGAGAAGACAGCAUGACGAAAAAUAUGAUUGAUAUCUGCGUCGCGCGAUAUGAAGGCCAAUACCGAGGAUUCAAUCCUCAUCGGAUAAUGUCGAAGUUCGAUGAUAGAUUAGCAACACUCUAUUAUGGAGAUAUGGAGGUGGUAGAGAACAAUGGUGUUCUCCUUAAUGAACCAAUGUGGUUGUAUGACAAUGCUGCUUUCUAACUUGCUACAGCAUGUUAAUUCUUCUUAUCAGAGUGUAAAUUGUACUCAUGAAGAAAUCUAUGUAUUUCUCUUGAGUUUGGACAAUGAUAUAUGAAAAAGUAAUUAAAAGCAUGCAAAAUAAUUGAGGAAAUUAUCUUUUCAA
Messenger RNA from Dioscorea cayenensis subsp. rotundata (Guinea yam), 1252 nucleotides. Its product is annotated as nudix hydrolase 8-like. Bases 13 to 1110 code for a protein of 365 amino acids. NCBI's taxonomy places the organism in Eukaryota, Viridiplantae, Streptophyta, Magnoliopsida, Dioscoreales, Dioscoreaceae. The record is from RefSeq and is a predicted model, not a curated record. The transcript is spliced from 9 exons. Gene Ontology annotation, molecular function: ADP-ribose diphosphatase activity; NAD binding; NADH pyrophosphatase activity.